CCCCCUUCCCGUCCCUCCUCUGGCAGCCACAGCCUCCGCCGGGCUGAGGAGUCGGGAGUCCGCGGCGCUGCCUUGGGGCUGCGGGAUGGGGACUUAGCGCCACGGCGGCGGCGGCGGAGCUGGGCAGGUGGAUGCGGCUGGAAGAUGGCGCCCUCGGGCCCGGGCAGCGUCAGGCGGCGGUGCCGACGGGUGCUGUACUGGAUCCCGGUGGUGUUCAUCAGUCUCCUGCUCGGUUGGUCCUACUACGCCUACGCCAUCCAGCUGUGCAUCGUGUCCAUGGAAAACAUUGGAGAACAAGUUGUGUGCCUGAUUGCUUAUCAUCUACUUUUUGCAAUGUUUGUCUGGUCGUAUUGGAAAACUAUCUUUACAUUACCAAUGAAUCCUUCAAAAGAAUUCCAUCUCUCUUAUGCAGAGAAAGAAUUGCUGGAGAGAGAGCCAAGGGGAGAAGCCCAUCAGGAAGUUCUUAGGCGAGCAGCCAAAGAUCUUCCCAUCUAUACCAGGACCAUGUCUGGAGCAAUCCGUUAUUGUGACAGAUGCCAACUUAUAAAACCAGACCGCUGCCAUCACUGUUCCGUCUGCGAUAAAUGUAUUUUGAAGAUGGAUCAUCAUUGCCCAUGGGUGAACAACUGUGUCGGAUUUUCAAAUUAUAAAUUUUUCCUCCUUUUCUUGGCUUAUUCUCUGCUGUACUGCCUUUUUAUUGCUGCUACAGACUUACAGUAUUUUAUCAAAUUUUGGACAAAUGGUCUACCUGAUACUCAAGCCAAGUUCCAUAUUAUGUUUUUAUUCUUUGCUGCAGCUAUGUUUUCUGUCAGCUUGUCUUCUCUGUUUGGCUAUCAUUGUUGGCUAGUCAGCAAAAAUAAAUCUACAUUAGAGGCAUUUAGAAGUCCAGUAUUUCGACACGGAACAGAUAAGAAUGGAUUCAGCUUGGGUUUCAGUAAAAACAUGCGACAAGUUUUUGGUGAUGAGAAGAAGUACUGGUUGCUACCCAUUUUUUCAAGUCUAGGUGAUGGCUGCUCCUUUCCAACUUGCCUUGUUAACCAGGAUCCUGAACAACCAUCUACUCCUGCAGGACUGAAUUCAACAUCUAAAAAUCCUGAAAACCAUCAAUUUCCUGCAAAGCCAUUGAGAGAGUCCCAGAGCCACCUUCUUACUGAUUCUCAAUCUUGGACAGAGAGCAGCACAAACCUGGGCAAAGGCAAAGCUGGUAUGAGCAAUCCUGCAUUAAGCAUGGAGAAUGACGCUUAACUCUUCAAACAAAAUAAAUUUGUACUUUAUGAAAGUUUCAAUGCUGUAUAUGGAUGGAAAAGGCUUCUCACAGGAAGGCACCAUUGGCCAGUGGUUCCAUUUACCUUUGGCUGGAUAUGCAGAAUAUGAAUUGAUUAGUUCUCUGCAAGCCGUUGCUUAAAAUAUCACAUUUUUAUUCAAUAUACAGACUGUUUCAACUAAUACAAAUUCCUGUGAAAGAUUAAAAUUAUGGUUUAUGAUAACGGUGAAAAUACCUUCUAUCAUAAAAACUUGAAAUAAAUUCAUGGGCCAGUUUUCACCCAAAUAUUUGGGUAGCACAAUUUAUCACAUAAAAUGCCCAUUACUCAUCUAACUUUCUAAUCAAAACUAUAAGACUAAGAUAUUGAGAUUUAAAAUAUUUCAAAUCACAUUAUAAUGAUAAGCCUUAUUUGUAAAACCUAUUAGUUACCUAUGAGGUGGAGGUAGCAAAUCAGUCGUCUUUUCUCUCUGAUGUGAAUCCAGCCUCAAACUGAGUGAACUUAGUAACUGUGAAUCCAUUACAAAUUGAAGAUCACCAUCCAUUUUUUGCUAGACUUUAAUCUAAUUCUAGCUUUGUUCCCUGCUGGAAAAGAAGAAUGAUCAUUGAAGCUUGAGCUCACUGGUAAGCGAUUGGUUAGAAAAUUUUUCAGAAUGAAUACAUUUCUAUGACAUUGAAAUAUAUUUUUCAUCUUUUAAUCUUUUUAAAUUGGGGAAAAAUCUAUUAACACCAAUAAUGAAGAUUGGUUUAUGAUAUUCUUUGCCAGGUUGGCUUUAAAAAAAAUUUUUUUUUCGUUUUUUUCUUUGAACAUGGCAAAAAUACUGAAUUUCUGUUAAGAAUUCUGUUGGGUCAAUACAUUAAUCUUUCAUUUAUAUCUGUUAUUUCUGUGUCCUCUCAUCAAAAGUAUGAGUUAAACUAUAUAGUUCUUCAAACACCUAAGAUUAAAUUAUGCAAAUCAAACAAAAAAAUCAUAUACUUUUGGAAAUUUAGUUCAAUGUAACUAAAUGGCAUGCUGUUUGGAAAUUGAGUUUCAGAUUAAGUGGCGUGUUUGUCGAUGCCAAAAUGUUAGGCUUCAGUAAAUGUACUAAGAAGCUCUUGUGCCUUGUAUGCACUAUUUUAAAAAAUAUUUUAUUUUACUCUUUUUUAAUUUGAUGGAGUAAGUUUUGUAAAUGUUAGUAAUUAGAAUAAGCUGUGUACAUUUUUUUGGUACUGAUUUUCAGAAUUUAAAAAGCAGAUUUCCUUUUAAGGCUACAAAGCUAAGGAACUGGUAUUUAAUCAGAGAGAAAAUGGUAUUAAACUUUUCAAAUUGUGCAUUAGACAAAAAUUCAACACAAAAUAAGACUAGAAGGCCAGAGGAUAAUGGAGUAAUAGAUCCUUGCAAUUACUUAUACUUGCUGAAAAUAUAAAGUUUUAUAUUAAAUGAGUUAAUAGAACCAAUGUCAGCCCACUCCAUUUUAUAGAUCAUUUGAGUGCAAUUAUUUCAACAAUAAUAGGAUGGCAGUCUUUUUCGGACUUUUUAUUUAAAGCUAAAGAUUUUGAUCUGACAAUCUGCUUCAAGAAAUUUCAGAAGAUACAUUAUUUUAUCUUAAAGCAUUUUUUGGGUCAUUUUUCAUUACCUGAAGUGCCGGGUUGGAACCUGUAGCUCCUGCUAGAUAGAAGUCUUAAGGGCAACAGAAUCACGUGAUGUAGUAAGAAGAAUAUGCACCAGAUAUUUUUCAAAGCACAGUACUAUAGCUGUUUUUAUGAAACAGGAUUGUUAGCUAUUCCCUCUUGUCAACUAGAAGGUAGGGGGGAAAAAGAGAGAUUUUUAUUCUUUAACUUGCUAAAGUACUGUUAACCUUUCCCCCCUGUAGGUCUUUCAUGUAAUUAUUCAAAUGCGUAAGUCAGUACACAUUAGAAUCAGACUUGAAAACAUUUUUAAAAAUAAAUUUUAUUCUUUAAGUUAUAAUGGUUCCCUUUUUGUUUCAUAUGGUGAAUAUUCUUUAAAGGGUAUUUUGUUUACUUUUGUUUUUAAUUCUAGGGGGUUAUAAUUUUUAGAGAUGGUGGCGUCUCUCUUUACAUAUACAGUAUUUUACUUGCGUGAAUAAAGCAUCAAAUAGAUCUGCAUUUUGUACAUAUUUAUAAAAUGUACCUUAAAACAUUUUACUUUAAAAAUUUAAUUGCUUAACUCAAACUUGAAGACAUAUUUUACUUCAACUGUCCCAAUAGUCCACUGAAUUGGUAAUUUUGAUUUUUCCUGUUUUCAGAGAUUCUACCAUAUCGGUUAUCAAUAUUUAAGAAUUUUUUAAUUUAAAAUAUUAUAUAGAUGCUUCAUAUACAUUUGUUAACUAUUUGCCUUUGUUCAGUGAAAGAGGGUUUGUUUUUUUCAAAGGUAAAGUGCAAAUAAAUACAGUGAGAUAUUCAAGGAAGUGCUUAUCUACGAACUCCCGUUAUACCAUAAUAAAGUCUGGUUGAUCACCUUUAUUAGUUGUCUAUAUGAAGUUGCCUUUGCACAUACAAUCUAAAUUGCUUUACAGAUACACUUUUCCUAAUAGUCUACCAGAGCUGCUACCGGCAAAAUUCAUGUCUACAACCUGGUCAUAAAUCUUUUGAGAAGAGGUGGAUGACAGGAAGAGGUAAUUACUCAUUAGUAAGUGAUUCUGAGUACAAUUGGAAAUAGACUAUAAAACUCAAGUAGUACCUUGUAAUCAAAGACAAGUAUAAGAAAUAUGUCAUAUGUUUGACAAAACUACCUUCAUUAGGGAAAUCAAAUAUAAAGGAUUCAUAAACCAUGGUCAUAAAAAUUAAGCUAGUAAUGAUGUGAUUCAUGCUGAAGAAAACCUGUGAAAAAGGUGUUACUCCAUUAUGUCAUAAACUAGCAAAUUUUCCCUAUUUUGAAAUACAUGUAAACUUGCUGGGCUGAUGCUGGUUAUACAGCCUACUUUAGUAUCCACAUCACAUUAUCAGAUAUUUGCUUCUAAAAGUGAUAGUUCUAAUACUGUUAUAAAUUUUAAAAACCCACAUAUACACCAACCACAUAAAUGGUAAAUGUAGCAAACCCACUUACACUAUAAACCAUAAUGAAGGUAUCCUCUUGUACAAUCAUCCCACCUACCCCACAGACUACAAAUUCUAUUCUGCUAAGUUUGUUCAGACACAUAUUUGGACAAUGGAUUUCCACAAAUAACACGUUUCUAGGUAAGAUCCUUCUGCAGAAAACUAAGUAAAAAACUACUUGGCUUAAACCCAAGUCUUUUAGCAGCCUACACUCCUUUUCCACAUAAUUAGCCAAUUGAGAAGAUAUUCCUUUUUACGUGUGGAAGCCAACCGCAUUACUCAUACAUAGAUACCACUCGAAUUUUUAGACCUCACGUUGGUAAAAAUUCAUAGUUCUAACUUGCAUUGAAAUUUUAGCAUUUCGAUCAUGUCACUUAUUAAAAGCAUUAAGCACAUGCCAACAUUAAAGUCUGAUUUUAAAAUUGAGCAAUCUGUCCCCCCCACUAGAUCUCCUUUAAAAUUACUGAAGAAUCUUGUUACAGAACACAGGAAAUUGUUAUAUUUUAAAAUGGUCCAAUUGUGCACUUUCCUUUUCUCUGCCAUGUUAUUCUUUUAGAGAUUUGUUAUCAAGUUGACAUCAAUGAAGGGAUGAAUUCAAGUAGGCUUAUUUCAAAGGAACUGUGGAUCAAAAACUAUGAAGUAUCUUCCAGCGUUAACAGGAGGCUCUGAAAUGGGGUAUCUUUUUAAUCCUCAAAAGAGGAUGUAAGUAAAGAGGAUGCUCUAUCAUAAUGCAGUUGAGAUUCCUAAGAGCUCAAUCUGACCCUUUGUUAUACCAGUAAAAAGUUCAAAUAUGAUAAUCUGGGCAAUGUCAAUAGCCUUUAAAUCACUUGCAGCCCUUUCUCACUCUAGGCAAGUUACAGCAAAAACAAAACUGGUGACGAUGCCCAAACAUAGAUCUUUGGUGUUCAUUGCCAGUGUUCAGCUGGAGAGGGGCAAUAUGUUAUUACUCAUCUUUUGAGAUGACUUAUUUAUGAGUACCAAUUAAACCCAAAGGGGCCUCUGGAUAGGAGACUUGAAGCUCUGGUUUAUGCUACAUAAUGGAGUUCAUUGCUCCUAAGGGACAGUACUACUUUUUGAUUUAUGUUGCACCUUCCAGGGAAGGUUUAACAGUGUAAGGGGCGCAAUUCUGACAUGAAUACUGUUUGUUCACUACAGGUACUUAAUCAAAUUGAGAGAAAAACAAUGCUCCAAAGUAGAAUUCUGUUGAUGCUGAAUUAAAAAACCAUGGAAAGCUUCAGUUCUUGUUUUUUAUUCAACUAUGAAGACUAUUGUCAGUUUAGAUUUCAUCUUUUCCUGUCAGUAUUAUAGUCCUCUAAAACCUAUUAGAAGAAUCUAUCUGAGCUAAUCAUCUGUUGUGUGAAAGCUGAAUAUUAAACAAAGAAACCAUAAGUAUAUACUAAUCUUAGUGUAACAUACAAACAUGUUUUAAAGUUCUUUAAAAACUAUACUUAGGUAAGUACGUGACACGAAUGAAUCCCUGAACAGCUAUAAAUCAAUGGAAAGUCUGUAUAUAUAAAGUAUGGUUUUGUUUCCUUUCUACAUGAUCUUUGGAGUAAUGUAAGACAUGAGAUAACAAUGAACAAUGUUGAAGAAAACAAAGGUGUAUGACACAAUUGAAGAGUCCCUGCCAAACCAAAACACCUUUCGUUUUCACAAAUUUUAAAUUUGACCAACUGAACCUUUUUCUGAUCCAUGCGUAUUUUUACCCCUAUCAGUUGUAUACCUUAGUAGCGUCCACUUCAGAUUUUAGUGACUUGCUGGCUUCUCAAAUUCUUUGAAAAUGUUCUCACCUGUAGUUAUUCCAGAGAUUAUUAAUAGAAACAAAUUCUUCAGUCACUUCACUUAGCAUUAAUUUCUUAACAGCUAGAGAGUACUGACUCAUUAAGAGCCAAAGAAAAAUACUCAAAAUCAUUUGUCUUGUUUUAUAAUUAUGUGAUUUUAUGCCUAAUGUCCUCACUCUUUGAGGAACUGUUCUCAUCAAAGUCUUAAGUUUAUUUUUCUCUAGACACAUUUCUUUGGGCUACUGCAUUCAAAAAAUAUGAUGUAACACCAUCAGUAAAUGGCUUUGCUGGCUAACAAAUGGGCCACUUGUAACUGUACUUUGAUUACAGCCACAUUUUCACUUUUUAUUUUUGUGUAGUAAUUAUGCUGUGGUGAGCUAUUCUAUUUUAAAAUUUCUAAUUCUCCUGACUGUUGCUUUCCCGUAAGUUGGGAAUAUUGUGAGGAGUCCUUAGUCAACAUAUAGUGUAUAUUUUUAGCACAGUUAUAGUAUCAUUGCAUGAUAAACAAUCUUGUACCAUAUAAUUUGGUAUGAUAAUCCGUAUCAAAUCCUCUUCAAUGUGCCUUAAAAGAAAACCAUUCAAAGUGUACUUUUUUUUGACACAAUGGGUAUAAAUUGGUAACAGAAAGCAUAAAAAAAUAUAAUGGUACAGAGACAGUAGUCCAAAUAGGCAGUUUCUGUAGCAGCUACUCAAUUUCCCCACUGUAAGUGCAAAAACAGUCACAGACAGUACAUAAAUAAUGAGUGUGGCUGCAUUCCAGCAAAACUUUAUUUAUGAACACUAAAAUCUGAAUUUCAUAUAAUCACAUGUCAGGAAAUAUUAUUUUCCCCAACCAUUUUAAAACUGUAAAAACCAUUCUCAUCUUACUGGCCAUUCAAAAAUAGGCAGCAGGCUGGUUUUGGCCUGCAGGCCAUAGUGUGCUGACCCAUGCUCUAGUAGAUUUAACAGAAUAUGGCGAGGCCAGAUUUAAUGGCUCAGGAACACUAAAAAUUUAUCAGCCAAAUAUCUCUUAUCCAAAAGCUAGACUUAACAAAGGUCAUAGUGUCCCUCUUAUAGACGUUAUAAAAUACUGUAUUACUUUUUAGAGACAGAAACCAAAAUUGAUACAAACUAUGCAAUCUAAUAGGCAGUCCUUAUAUAAUUCCUCCCCCCCACCCCCAGGUGAAGAUCAAAAUAAAAAGAAACCAAUGAGAUACCUGCUAUAUUGUGUCAGCUUUAAAAAGAAGCCACAGUAAGUUCUAUCAAAUGCAUUCAUGGAAAGGAGACAGAAAUUAAUUCUUAAUGUCUAGCUGAGGUAUUGAUAAUGAAUCUGUUGAAAUGCAGAAGGCUCAAAUUGAUUUCUCAAUUAAGGGACUAAUAAUUGGCCAUGGUUAAUGAAGUUACUGAGUUCUGUUCAUCUGCUCCCAAAAAAA
This is a messenger RNA of Rhinolophus ferrumequinum (greater horseshoe bat), 7490 nucleotides long. RefSeq names its product zinc finger DHHC-type palmitoyltransferase 2 (gene ZDHHC2). Gene Ontology annotation, cellular component: Golgi apparatus; endoplasmic reticulum. Gene Ontology annotation, biological process: peptidyl-L-cysteine S-palmitoylation; protein targeting to membrane. The transcript is spliced from 14 exons. Bases 145 to 1245 code for a protein of 366 amino acids. The record is from RefSeq and is a predicted model, not a curated record. Lineage: Eukaryota; Metazoa; Chordata; Mammalia; Chiroptera; Rhinolophidae. Gene Ontology annotation, molecular function: protein-cysteine S-palmitoyltransferase activity.